AUGCCUAUCCCCGCUAUCUCCUCGCUCCGUGUGGUGCCCCCAACAGUCAACAAUGCUCGCGAAGAGUACACCGUCUCCACAAAGGCCACAAACCAUCCUCUGACGGGAACGCAUGAUGCUUUCCGCUACGGACCAUCAUCUGCAGCCCAGACGGUCGCCGCAGGCAACGCUAGCCCCCUCCAGGCGCGUCUUGAGCAGUGGGCGCAAACCCAGGCGCAGCUCCGACAGACUCUUCAACGCCAGACGUUUGGUAUGAGCGUGCCUCUGCGGCAGGCGAUGGAGGUCAAGAUUGCCAAAGAGGAGCUGCACCACCCCGCCUUGCUUUCCGCCACGCCUUCUGGCCUUCCCCUCGGCGGGACACACAACCUUGCCCUCGAAAUCCUCCAGGGCCAUGACGAGGCGCUGGACGCGGCCGACUUUAUGAGCGGUGGCGCGGAUAUGCGCGAGAUCCUUGACGUCAACGCUGUCAUGGAGCGCAGCCGUCGCAUUUAGAUGAGUCGUGGCAUUGUGUAGAGUGACUCAUGCAUUGUAUCAACAGGUCCUGCAAGAUCGGUAAUCUGUGUCUGCUAUGAUGUGGUGCUGGCUGACAAGCACAAGCUUUUGGAGCCGAUGGACGAGGUCCAGGUUGGAAGCGAUGCUAUGCGAUGGAGGUGUAUCCAUCGCGAGUCGUGCGCGGAGGGGGAGCGCCCCCGCUAUCGCCGCCGAGCCGGUAGCCGCCGCCCCCGAACGCUCCAGGAGGAGAGGGGUCGUGGUGAGCAGGCGCACUGUCGCUGCCGAGGGGUUGCCCUGCUCCCCCGCCCAUGCCCGCUGGCAUCCAGGCUAGCAUCAGCCGUGU
This is a messenger RNA of Cutaneotrichosporon oleaginosum, 835 nucleotides long. The record is from RefSeq and is a predicted model, not a curated record. NCBI's taxonomy places the organism in Eukaryota, Fungi, Basidiomycota, Tremellomycetes, Trichosporonales, Trichosporonaceae.